GAGUAUGCGCAGUAGAGGCAGCGCUGAAAUUCAAAUUUGAACAGAAGCUGUUUUGUCGAGGAAGAGCAGCCGAGCUGAGAAGAUCUCUGAGCACUUUUCGUUUUGCUUCGUUAGGUUAUUUCUUUACACACACGCCGCGUAUAGAACUGGUAACACUCCGUUUUGUAAGUACUCCUCAAGUGGUUACAAACUGUCCGAAAUGGACCCAUUUACUGAGAAACUUUUGGAGCGGACCCGGGCCCGUAGGGAAAAUCUGCAGAGGAAGCUAGCAGAGCGUCCCAACGCAGCUAACAGACAGAUGGUCAAAAGAUUGAGGGAGCCUCUAACUGAAUCAAAUAACACCGUCGCUGAUUCUACUGUUGAUAAAGGUCCACAGAUAUCCUCCAAGCCCUCCCCGUCCAAGCGCAGGUGCUCAGAGGAAAACCAGUUUGCACUGGAUGAGGAGAACCAGGUUCCAGUGGUGACCCGAGCUGGGGGCCCCGUACCACCAGACCCUCUGACAGACAAGAAACCCCCGGUGGGUCCAGCCAGCUUUCGCUUGUCCUCCUCUCUUGAGCAGAGUUCAACUCGACCUGUUCAGAGUCAGCCUAAGGAGCUGAAAGCUGCACAGCCAGAGAACAUGGCCGUCACUCCGGGUCCUGACCCUCCAAGCACAAGUGAAGCACCAACAGAGCCCCCUGGUUCUGGCCAGCACAGGAACAAACUGGACCAGGUGGAAGACCCGGCUCCCUCUGCUGCUGGCAUGAGGUCACGCCUGCAAAGGCUGGUGCAGCAGAGGAAGUGCUGGGAUGGAGAUGAUGACUCUUCUGACACAGUGCCAGACAGCACCCCCACAACCUUGUCAAAGAGGGUAGUAGAAGUCCAACCGCCUGCCAGUCUUCCUUCUUCAGAAGCUCCUGUUGGGCGGAGAGGCCGGUUGGCCAACCUGGCUGCUACCAUUGGGUCCUGGGAGGAUGACCUCGGCCACGCCCACAUUCCCAAGGGGAAUCCUGGAUCUGGUUCUGUUCCCAGACCUGCAGGCAAAGUAGCUGCUGCCGCUGCCAGCUCCAAGCAAACUGCAGCCAUGAGCAGUUCAGCUGCAGCAGCCAGCAAGUCUGCCUGCAGCAGCAACCAGGAUACUUCACAAUCUGCUGUGAAGUCCAGUCGAAUGAUUCUUCCAAGCCCUCAAAAGGCUGAAGUUUCUGCAUCUAAAACAGCCGUUCAGCCUGUGCAGAGUCCCCUGAAGAACCCCAAGCAGGAAGCAGCCCUCCCACCCAGUCCGCAUAAGGCAACAUCCUCUGAAGCAACAUCAGCCCCUAAGAGUCCACUAAAGACCCAGCUGUUCCCCAGGUCCCCUGGCCACACCGCCAGCCCCCUAAGGCCAGCUCUCCAGGAUAGAGCCACCAUGUCUGCUUCACUGGGCCACCAGGAACCCGUCUCCGCUGGAGGUCCAGGUGUGAAAUCUUUUCUGGAGCGUUUUGGAGAGCGAUGUCAGCAGCACAAAGAGCAGGGCGCUCAGCCCAGAGCUCCCACUCCAGCCAGGUCUGCUCCCAGUACUGCAUCAGUCACACCAAACACCAAACUGGUCCAGGAGAGGCUCCGAGCCGCCCAGGCUGCACACACAGCCACUGCUGAGCUCACUCAGCGGCAGAAGAUGGAGCGGGAGUCUGAGCUGGCCCAGAUCCGCAGCCGAUUCCAGAAAGGGAAAACUGUGUGGGAAAACAAGGACAAACAGGCAGAUGAGACACACACUGACAACAAGGAUCAGCUGGUCAAACCCACUCAGAGGGAGGUUUCCUCAUGUGACCCACAGGAUGAACCCACUGCACCAUUUAGUGAGGAAGUGACCACACCCAGCCAGAGUCCUCCAGUGCAUCCUGGAAUCACACUGACUCCUCCAGUCUCGACCUCCAGCCCCAUGAGGGGGGUCAGCCAGCCUGGAGAGAAGCUAAGUGAGGAGGAGGUGGUCAAGGAGAGGGAGAUGAAUGUGGACCACUCCAACAACUCAGCUAUUAUUAAUAAGCUGUUUGAAGGAGUUCUGGAGGACAGUGAGGAGCAAGAAGAAGAGGAGGAGGAGGAGGAAGAUGCUUUAAAUAUCUCCUCCAUGUCCCUGCUGACCCCUCUGGCAGAGACUGUAGCUGCUGUAGUGAAGAGUCCAGACAGAAGACUCAUGACGUCAACUCCAGCCAGCUCCUUCCUGGUGAAGAGCAACACCCCAGAGAGCAGCUGCAGUCCUGGAAAGUUCCAGAGAACCACCGUGGUACGGAGCGACUCCUCAGACGAAGACCACAGGCUGCCUUAUAGCAUUGAUGCAUACAGAUCCAUUCGAGUGAAGGAACCAGAAAGACCUGCAGUGAAGCAGGUUAUUGUAAGAAAGGAAGAUGUUUCUAAGAGAGCAGAGGAGCCCAGAGCAGCAAGUCUCUUCAGCGCGAAGCAGAGGAUGAAGAUGUUGACAAGUGAGGUGAACCUGCAGCAGACUGUGAUCCAUCAGGCCAGCCAGGCCCUCAACUGCUGCACUGAUGAAGAGCAUGGCAAAGGCUCUCAGGUGGAGGCUGAGGCAGAGAGGCUGCUGCUCCUAGCAACGGAGAAAAGAGAAGCCUUGAAGGCAGAGCUGGACCGUCUGAAAGGAGAAUCAGCAGGGCAGAAGAAAACUUGUCCUCCAGAACCAGAACCAGCUGCUGUAUCUGCUUCCAAGGGCUCCAUCACCCUGCAGGAGCUCCGCCUUCCCCUUAAGGCAGACUUUGUUUGUUCCACUGCUAACAAACCUGACUCAACUAAACAUUCAUUUUUCAUCCUGAUCCGCUCUGGAGCUGAGAACAUGGUGGCCACUCCGUUAGCCAGCACUCACCGCGGCCUCAGUGGAGACACACUCACCUUCCCCACCAAGUUCGCCCUAUCUGAUGUCUCCAGUGACUUCAAAGUAGACUUGGAAGUCUACUGCUUGGUACAAAAACGUGAAAUCUGCAGUGAGAAGAAGAAGAAACCCAACAAAUCAAAGGCCAUCACUCCAAAGAGAUUCCUGGCUAUCACUAAAAGCGCCCAGACGCCAGUGGUGGCCAGUCCUGGCGGUCCCAACGCUGUACGCACCAGUAGCUUUGUGCUGGUCGGGUCUCACACUCUGACUCUGUCCUCCAUCGGGAAAAACAAGUUUCCUCUGGAGAAGGUGCCGUUCCUGUGCCCUCUGGAGGGCCACAUCCACCUCCAGAUGCAGUGUGAAGUGGGCUGCUCCAAGGUGGAGGAGAGGGGCUUCUUGACCAUGUUUGAAGAUGUAAGUGGAUUUGGAGCGUGGCACAGAAGAUGGUGUGUUCUGUCAGGAUACUGCAUCUCUUACUGGACCUAUCCUGAUGAUGAGAAGCGGAAGAAUCCCAUUGGUCGUAUCAACCUGACCAACUGCACCAGUAAGAAGGUGGAGCCAGCCAAUCGAGAGUUCUGUGCCAGACCAAACACAUUCGAGCUAAUCACAGUCAGACCCCAGAGAGAGGACGACAAGGAGACGUUAGUCAGUCAGUGCAUGGACACCAUGUGUGUUACCAAAAACUGGUUGAGUGCUGACACUAAGGAUGAGAGAAAUCUGUGGAUGAAGAAGCUGAACCAAAUUCUAGUGGAUCUGAGGAUGUGGCAACCAGCCGCCUGCUACAAGCCUCUGUAACCACAGCAACCCCUCCCCUACCACCCAGCCAGCCAGUUCAGCUCUCUGGGCCGUCUUAAAAAUACUUGCGUGCAAUAUAUAUAUAUGUGUAUAUAUACAUACAUAAAUAAUAAGAGAAGUGAUUAAUGGAUAUUUAAUGGGAGAUGACCAAUCACCUCCACUAGCUGAGGUUAUUAAAGCCAUAUGUUGGAGACAUUUCAGAACAGUGUUUUAGUUUAGGAGAUGGGCCUUUUGAAUUCCAUUUUAUUCAUAACCAGUGUAAUGCAGACUGUCUGCUGUGUUGAUCAGUACCAGCCUUCAGGGUGACUACUGAACAGAACUGCUUAACUUUUAUCACACUUUAUACUGCAUGACCACACAAACCAACAAAAUGCUUUUCAUACAUUUAUGUUAUAUAUUUUCUUUUGACUUGUGAAAUUUAUUAAUAUGCACAGAUUUUUUUUAUGCAAUUUCUACACCACACUGUAGUUUGAAAUUACUAUUUGUGUGAAAAGUUUUGUGUAGAUGUGGGCGGGGUCUGUUACCAUGCUACACUGAAGAACAACCAGCACAAAUGUGAUUGGUUGAUCUUUCUAAUCAUCUGACAGAAGGUCAGCUGACCUGUAGAUUCAGAAAACUACCUUCUAGCCAGGAUAUUUGACUUGUUCCCAGCUUGUUAGAUUGAUAUCCAUGCCAAUGUCCUCUUCCUGUUCAGUGGUUUAGCAUGUUUACUGAUUUAGCGUGUGUAGCAGACCUUUCACAGCACCUUCAGGUGCUGAUUAUGAGAUUUUAAUAUGAUUGGAUAAAAUGUCUUUUUCACAAUGAAGACAGAUUUGUCAAUAUUCAA
Gambusia affinis (western mosquitofish) is the source of this 4454-nucleotide messenger RNA. It is a transcript of the gene anln, whose product is annotated as anillin, actin binding protein. Lineage: Eukaryota; Metazoa; Chordata; Actinopteri; Cyprinodontiformes; Poeciliidae. The transcript has 23 exons. The coding region runs from base 200 to 3628 and encodes 1142 amino acids. Gene Ontology annotation, cellular component: actomyosin contractile ring. The record is from RefSeq and is a predicted model, not a curated record. Gene Ontology annotation, biological process: actomyosin contractile ring assembly; septin ring organization; mitotic cytokinesis.